GAGUAGCUGGCGCAGAACAAGUAAAAAACAACAACGAUCACUCCGAUCAUUAGGUACACAGAAAGGGCGAUGUCGACAACCACAGUACAAGAUUUCUGGCGGAGUCCAAAUUAAGUUGCCAUCGAAACAAAGUGAUGGCUCAGUGUGGCCCUGACGUUUGAGCGCAUCGCACGGGCGUCCAGACUCCAGAGAUACAGAGUUCGUCAGCAGCGACGUUUCAGGUUUUCAGCUGCGUGCCGCACACACGGAUUAGCAGCUUCCCGGGCCUGUCGUACUCGCGUUGUACCUCACACAAAUCCAUCGCACCACGCUUUUAACAUGAUCAAAUCGAAAUUGCCAUCUGCUGGUCAUGAGCCGUUGGUUACUGAUCUUAGGCUGUGUUUGGUUGGAGAACGAAGUACAAUGUAAUGAAACCAUUGCAUUCCUAGAAAAUGAAAUGGUUCCAUCCUGAUGUUUGGUUGGAAAAAAUGGAAUCGGUGUAGAUUUUGUUUGGUUCAUGAAACAGACGAGAACGUGGAACGACUCUUCUUCCUCAUCGCCACGCCGCUCCUGCUGCGCCGCCCUCGCCCCGCGCGGAUGCUCCGCCCUGGCGCCCUGCCGCUGCCGUCGCCCCGCGCCGCACUCGCGCCGCUCUGCUCCGCCGCCCUCGCCCAGCGCGGCUGCUCCGCCCGCCCCUGCUCGGCUGCUCCCCAUCAGCGCCGGCGGCCCCUCGCGUGCCUCUGCUGCGGCUCCCGCGCUGCCCCUGCUCCGCCGCCCUGCCACCCCGUGCGCGGCCCCUGCUCCCCAUCAGCGCCGGCGGCCCCUCACGUGCCUCUGCUGCGGCCCCCGCGCUGCCCCUGCUCCGCUGCCCUGCCACCCCGUGCGCGGCCCCUGCUCCGCCUCCCUCCGCUGCCUCACGCCGCCCUGCCGCCCCUGCUCCGCUGCGAGCUCCCGCCGUGCCGCCCUGGUCCACGCGCCGCGCGCCGCCCUUGCUCCGCCGCCGCGAGCGCCUCCGUUGCCGCCGUGCACUCGCCCCGCGCGAGCAGAGAAAGAGGGUCGGCCGGUCGGGCCCACUCGUUCCGACCGGAAUGAAGUCGUUCCUUCGUUUUGGAGGUAUGGGUUGGUUCCGGACACGAGGUACGAAAAUUCCGAUGUAGCGAGAGCCAACCAAAAGCCGCAGCGCCGUUUUGUGCUGACCGUUUCCCGUUCCGUUCGCAUCGGCGUCAGCAACAGCGCGGCCACUCCCGUCCACCGCAAGCCGAGCCGAGCCGACCCUACCGCUGCGGUCUGCGGCGCGCGCUCGCCUCAUCAGCCAGGCGAACUUCCUCACAACCACUGAACCACCCACGCCAAGGCAGGGCCGCCCUUCAUCCAAACC
This is a messenger RNA of Brachypodium distachyon (stiff brome), 1357 nucleotides long. RefSeq names its product atherin-like. The coding region runs from base 497 to 1318 and encodes 273 amino acids. The record is from RefSeq and is a predicted model, not a curated record. The transcript is spliced from 2 exons. NCBI's taxonomy places the organism in Eukaryota, Viridiplantae, Streptophyta, Magnoliopsida, Poales, Poaceae.